This is a messenger RNA of Uncinocarpus reesii 1704, 369 nucleotides long. RefSeq lists its product as uncharacterized. NCBI's taxonomy places the organism in Eukaryota, Fungi, Ascomycota, Eurotiomycetes, Onygenales, Onygenaceae. The transcript has 3 exons. The record is from RefSeq and is a predicted model, not a curated record. Bases 1 to 369 code for a protein of 122 amino acids.
AUGGAUGCAAACGGGCAGACACGCCCGGGGUCUCGCGCCUCUUACUCCGACAGCUCAGAGGAACCUCUGCUCAGAAAACCUAACGCAGACGAGCCCAUCGAACACCCUCAACUUUCGAAAAUUCGCUCCGCCUUCAUUAUUGCGAGCUUGACCGGGACAAACUUCUCAAGUUAUACAAUCCAGGCCGUCAUCCGUCUCUGCACUAGCAAGCGGUUGCUUCUUGCUUAUUGCAGGAGCAUUGGCGGACUUGCUUGGGGACCGCCUUAUCAACAUUAUCGGCACAUGGAUACUUGCUGUUUCAGCUCUGGGAUCGGCAAUGGCAACUACCGGCGCUUCGCUAAUAGGAUUCCGCCUUAUCGAGGGGAUUAG